This is a messenger RNA of Microthlaspi erraticum, 1095 nucleotides long. Lineage: Eukaryota; Viridiplantae; Streptophyta; Magnoliopsida; Brassicales; Brassicaceae. The record is from the annotation of a GenBank genome assembly.
AUGUUCCCUUCUUGCAAUAAUCUGAAGGAGAUCGUUCUUGGAGACACAAGAAGGCACAUGGUGAUGACAAGGUUUGCUUACUUGUUCUUGUUUACCAUGCUCUUAAGUUUAAGCUAUGCGGCUAUAACACCAACAAGUCCUUUGUCAAUAGGACAAACUCUCACCUCCCCUAAUGAGAUUUAUGAAUUGGGGUUCUUCAGUCCUAAUAACUCCCAGAAUCUCUAUGUCGGAAUCUGGUUCAAGGGUAUCAUUCCCCGGGUGGUUGUGUGGGUGGCCAACAGAGAAAGCCCUGUCACAGACUCCACAGCAAAACUCACCAUCAGCAGCAAUGGAAGUCUUCUCUUACUUGAUGGAAGACAUGGUGUUGUCUGGUCCAUUGGAAAGACUUCUGAUUCAAGCGGGUCUCGAGCAGAGCUUUUAGACACCGGAAAUCUUAUUGUCAUAGACAACCUCUCAGGAAGAACUCUAUGGCAAAGCUUUGACCAUCUUGGUGAUACUAUGCUCCCUUACUCAUGUCUCAUGUAUAACCUCAACGCUAAUGAGAGGCGUGCGUUGACUUCUUGGACAAGUUACACUGAUCCAUCGCCUGGCGACUUUGUGCUUCAGAUUACACCUCAAGUGCCAUCACAGAUGUUUAUCAUGCGAGGCUUGAUGCCUUACUGGAGAAGCGGUCCUUGGGCUAAGAUUAAGUUCAGCGGAGUACCGGUUAUGGAUGAAACAUAUGCAAGCCCAUUCAGCCUUGAGCAGGAUGCAGACGGAUUAGGAAAGUUCUGUUAUUUAGACAGAAACGUCACAGUUACACCUAUAAUGUUAACAUCAGAAGGAUCAGUGAAGAUAUCUCAGCAUGAUGGGACUGAAUGGGGAUUGUUAUUUGAGGCUCCGGCUAACCCAUGUGAUCAUUACGGUGUGUGUGGACCGUUUGGCUUGUGUGUCACGUCAGCAUCAUCACCAAAGUGUAAAUGCUUCAAAGGGUUUGUACCAAAACACGUUGAGAAGUGGAAAAGAGGAAACUGGAGUGAUGGUUGUGUGAGACAUACUGAUUUGCUAUGUCAGGGAAACUCUACUGGCAAAGAUGCAAACGUCUAUGGAUGCUGA